AUGAAUUCUCCGUUACUUAGUGUAGGUUGUCGACUUGGACCAUCAUGUAUUUCAGUACUUAGUCGAGUAGCAACUCAUCGAACCGCUACAACAGCAUCAUCAUUAGCUACAGCACCAGUGACAUCUGAAUCAAAUACAAAUGAACAAAAGUCAAAGUCGAAAGAACAACAAAAUCUUUCGUCAACAUCCAAAGAAAAGGCUGUUAAAACUGAUAAACAACCUCGAACAUCAAAUUCAUUUGUUUUGAAUUUAUUUCGUGGUCAAUUUCAUCCUAAUGAACUAUUUCCAUAUCCUAAUGUACUUAAUGAAGAACAAAAGGAUAAUGUAAAAAUGCUUAUUGAUCCCAUAUGGAAAUUUUUUGAAGAAAAAAAUGAUCCAGCUAAAAAUGAUAUGAAUGAAAAAAUUCCAGAUGAAGUUAUGAAUGGUUUAAAAGAACAAGGUGCUUUUGGUAUUCAAGUACCUGUUGAAUUAGGUGGUCUUGGUUUAACUAAUACACAAGCAGCACGUCUUUUUGAAAUUGUAACUGGUCAUGAUCUUGCUAUUUCAAUUUGUGUCGGUGCUCAUCAAUCUAUUGGUUUUAAAGGCAUUCUUUUAUUUGGUACUGAUGCACAAAAACAAAAAUAUUUACCAAAAUUAGCUGCUGGUGAACACAUAGCAGCAUUUUCUUUAACUGAACCAGCAACGGGUAGUGAUGCUGCUUCAAUAAAAACUAAAGCUGAACUUUCAUCAGAUGGUAAAUAUUAUAUUUUAAAUGGUUCAAAAAUUUGGACAUCUAAUGGUGGUAUUGCUGAUGUAUUUACGGUAUUUGCCCAAGUACCUGCUGUUGAUGAUAAGACAGGUCAAGUACAAAAUCAAAUGACAGCUUUUAUUGUUGAAAGAAAAUUUGGUGGUGUUACAAAUGGACCACCAGAAAAAAAGAUGGGUAUUAAAGCAUCAAAUACAACUGAAGUUUUUUUUGAAGAUUGUAAAGUUCCUGUUGAAAAUGUACUUGGUGGUGUUGGAAAUGGAUUUAAAGUUGCUAUGAAUAUUUUAAAUAAUGGUCGAUUUGGUAUGGUAGUUGGUUUAUCAGGAACAAUGAAAAUGGCUAUUCGAAAAUCGAUUGAUUUUGCUAAACAUCGCCGUCAAUUUGGUCGUACAAUUGAUACAUAUGGUAAUAUUCAAGAAAAACUUGUACGAAUGGAAAUGAGACAAUAUGUUACUGAAAGUCUUGGAUUUCUUUUGGCACAAAAUAUGGAUCGUGGAAUACCUGAAUAUCAAUGUGAAGCAGCCAUUGGAAAAGUAUUUGCAUCCGAAUCAGCAUGGUAUGUACUUGAUGAAGCAAUACAAAUUCAUGGUGGAAUGGGUUUUAGGAGAAGCACUGGUCUUGAACGUGUUUUACGUGAUUUACGUAUCUUUCGUAUAUUCGAAGGUGCUAAUGAUAUUCUUCGUCUAUUUGUUGGUUUUACUGGUUUACAAUAUGUUGGUUCACAUUUACGUGAAUUACAAAAUNCAUCGUAG
This is a messenger RNA of Rotaria sp. Silwood2, 1497 nucleotides long. Lineage: Eukaryota; Metazoa; Rotifera; Eurotatoria; Philodinida; Philodinidae. The record is from the annotation of a GenBank genome assembly.